AAUUUGGUUCUUUUCCUGACAUCUUCUCCCGCUCUCCUUUGUCGUUCAUUUGGGUUCUCUCACUAUCCCCAUCAAUUUUCUCUCUCAUCAGUUUUGUACCUUUCAAUCAAUCAAUCAAAGAACCUCACACCAAAUUUCCAUCAAAAAAUCCAAAAUCGAUUGAACACCAUCUCAACCAGUUGCAGAAAAGGGCAAGAAAUUUCUCUAACAAAAAUGGAGUUUAUCACCUCUUUUUACUUCUCAUGAAUCACAAAUUGAUUAGGUUUUGUUUGUUUAUCUAGUUUUCCGACAAGUUCUACUUUGUUCAGGUAUGGUUGUUGGAGAGAAUGGAGAAGGUCCUGCUGUGCUGCAAUUGCACAGAUGGGAUCCUUCACAUAUCCAAUUGGAUCUAUCGGAAUAUCGGGAAGCUUUUCUCUCCCCUACAAAGGAGCUCUUGCUGUUGCUUUCAUAUCAAAGUGAAGCCAUACUGCUCCCUUUAUCAAGAGGUGACUCAUACUGCAUUACCUCUGAAAGUUGUAAAUAUGAAUGUCAAGAGAGUUUAAAUUUGUCAUCUCCUUCCGCUCUUAGGUCUGAUUCAUUGGAUAAUACUCCAAGUACUUCUGAAUCAGUGGCAGUGGUUUCUAAUAAUGGAUUUUCUGAUGAGAGCAAUAUUUCACGAUCUAAUAAUUUCCCUUUUAUAUCUGAUGUAAAUUCGGUAGCUUGGGGCUUGUGUGGGGAUACUUAUAAACAGCACAAGGAAGCACCAUUUAGGGAGUUUCUCAUUGUAGUUGGCAAUUGUGGUGUCACAUUCCAUGCAUUUCGGCAAGUUGGUGAAACCGAUGCAAUUGUCAGGCAGUCAUUUGAAGACGAAAAUAAGCUAGGAAGAUGGAUGGAAUGGGGCCCAUGUAGUGUGUCUCCGCGUGAUAAAGAAGCUCUUGGAGAUGUCAGUGUUGCUAGUUCCUUGACCUCAAAGAAGUGGCUAAGGUCCUUUUUGAGCUCAUCCAGGGUUAUGGAAUCUGAUGGCACUGUUUGGACCCAUUUUCCUGAGAACUCGGAGCUUCCCUGCUCGGCAACUGUUGUUUCAUUUGUUGUCGAUUUCACCGAUUCUAUACUUAUGGACUUUUAUUCUGGUGCUCGUUCUGUAUUAGAUGAAGGUGCACAUGAAGAGAAAGGAGUUCACAUUCCGGUGGGUCAUACAUCAUUGGAUGGCAUAAGUUCGGAUGUGAAUGUUGUUGCCAGCAGUUCCUAUACUUGUUUCAGAGUAUUCUCAAGCUGGUUUCAUUACUUAAUUGGGUUUGUUUUGUCACCUGGGUAUGAUAAUAUCAAAAACAGUAGUGAUUUUAGUUCUAAAAGCCGGGACAUAGUGGUUAUCGUUGCUCUCUUAGACACAUAUGGGCUUAAGUGGCUGUAUUCUGUCAAGCUUCCACAAAAGGGUAUAAGCUCGGAAGCUGAGUGGGUAGACUUCCAAAUUUCUGACAAGUUUCUUAUUUGUCUUAACAAAUUUGGAUCCAUUCUUCUACAUGGUGCAGUGACAGGGGAAUAUAUUGCCUAUUUGGAUAUCUUACAUAUACACGGACUUAAACCUGAAAAGAACUUGGACAAACAAGAAAAUUUAUCAGUAGAUGUGAAUGAUAACGAAAAAGAUAAUAUGUUACGAAAUAAGUUUGACGAUACUUGUAUCCUGAAUCCUCAAGCUCGCAGUUUUGCCUACAAACGGAGUUUCAAAAGAUUGAUGGUUGCUCCAUAUUCCUGUCUAUUCAAUGUUGUUGACGAUUGUGGUGUGCUUUAUAUAAUAUGUGCUAGUGAUCAUGUGCCUGGUAAAUAUGUUAUGUUUGACAAGAUUCUUCCACAAUAUCUGAAGCUUGGUGUUUUGGCCCCAUGGGUUGUUGGUCAUUCUAAUAUAAGCCAACAGAAGGUGUUUUCCGCUUCAGGCUGUGAAAAGUCACUUAUCAGGGAUGACUUUGGAAGUUUAGGGUUCCAGCAUGUUCAGAACUGGAAUAUUCAAGGGAUGGUCAAUGAAGAUGACUUAAAUUUGAGUGGUUUUGCUGCAGUUUCCCGGCAAAGCAUUUCAAAUGUUGCAGAAUCUAAAUGCUCUUGCUGUAUAAGGAAGUUAUUCAUUCCCAUUGCAAGUCAUGGUAUGGCGGACAUUAUUUGUUUUUCUCCUUUGGGGGUCACCCGUCUUAUUAGAAGAAAGAGUACAAAAAGUGAAAGGAGUUGUAUUGUUCAUACCAGUUUGUACAUAGAGUCAAACUUUUGUGAUGACAAUUGCUUGAAUCUUGUAAAUAAAACACUUGACUUGCAAAAUGAAGCCAAUGUUGUUGAUGAAGAGGCUGUUGGUUGCAUUUUCCAGGGUUCUUUAUAUAUCGUUACAAGGAAAGGAGUAUCAAUUGUUCUUCCCACUGUCUCAUUGUCAUCUAACUUUCAUCCCAUUGAGUCUUUGAGCUACCAGUACACAAAAAAUAGUGAAGUGGCGUCACUUAACUUGCAGAAGUCAUUGAUGUAUGAUAAAUCGAAACAGCUUGGGUCACCAUGGCAAGUGGCAGUACUUGAUAGAAUUCUUUUGUAUGAAGGUCCCGAGGAAGCGGAUAGGGUGUGUUUGGAAAAUGGGUGGAACCUCCGAAUUUCCCGGCUGCGCCGACUGCAAUUGGCACUGGCAUACCUAAAAUUUGAAGAGAUGGACCUAGCCUUGGGAAUGCUUGCUGAGGUCAAUGUAGCUGAAGAAGGGAUUUUGUUAUUGAUAUUUGGGGCCAUUUACAUGAUUGUUGACAGAGUUGGAAAAGAUGCCGAGGUUUCUGCUGCUUUAAGAAUACUAGCAUUAGGAGCUGGCUUCGCAAUCAAGAUGCUUCGGAAAUAUGCUAUUUUGCAACUUACGAAUGAACGUGCAUUACAUAGGAUGGAUAUCUGUUCUCAACCUCUACUUUUGUCCUCUAAAGAGCAUAAUGAAUUUCCAGAUUCAAGAAGGCUACACGAGAUGGCCUAUUAUUUGGAGAUUAUUCGUAAUAUCCAAUGUCAACUUGCUGCUAAAUUCACGAGGCUGGGGAAAGGAUCGGUUGAUACCUUUGAAGCACAACAUCCUGAAGGCCCACAGAGCUCAUCCGAGGAUCACUAUCAGCUUUCUUCUGCUGCAGAUAGUGUGAUAUCAAUGGACAAACAAAACCAAUAUGAACCUACCUUACGGGAUAGGGAUGUGGGCUUUAAUGUAUCUGAGAAACUUUCAUUAGUGCCUGUUGAACCACUGGGUUCUAAAUGUCUGGUGAACUCAGAAAUGCCAGAUGAAGAAUCAAUCCUUGUGACAGGAGUGAUUCCAAAAAAGAAUCUCUUCUCUAUGGAGAACCCUAAAGCAAUGUUUGCACGUUGGGAGAUGGACAAUUUGGACUUAAGGAAUGUUGUUAAAGACGCUUUACUGUCUGGCCGCCUUCCACUUGCAGUUCUUCAGCUUCAUCUUCACCAUUCAAAAGAUUCUGUGGAUUAUGAGAAGCCUAGCGAUACUUUUGCUGAAGUUCGUGAUGUUGGAAGAGCAAUCGCCUAUGAACUACUCUUGAAGGGUGAGACUACAUUGGCUGUUUCAACUCUGCAAAAGCUUGGGGAAGAUAUAGAAGCUUGUCUAAAGCAAUUGCUAUUUGGUACGGUUAGCAGAUCGAUGCGGAGGCAACUUGCUGAAGAAGUGAAAAAAUUUGAAUUUAUCAGGUCAUAUGAGCUGGCCAUACUUGAUAGAAUAUCGUUGAUUGAGAGAAUUUACCCGUGCAGUAACUUUUGGAAAACAUAUGCAUCCCGGAGAAAGGAAGGAAAUGAAGUUUUGUUGUCUACUGAAGUAUCUGAAGAUUAUAGCUUGCAUCUCUUGUUUCCCCCUGCUUUCAGAAAUCUUAUUAUCGAGUGCGGUGACAUUGAUGGAGUAGUUUUAGGUUCAUGGGAAAAUCUUGAGGGUUUCGGUAGCCCUGAGGCCGACGAUGACAGCAACCAUGCGGGGUACUGGGCUGCAGCUGCUGUUUGGUCUAAUGCUUGGGACCAAACAACUAUAGAUCGUAUUUUGCUGGACCAACCUUUUCUAUUGGGUGUUCAUGUCAUGUGGGAAUCACAGUUUGAGUAUCAUGUAUGCCAUAAUGAUUGGGAGGAAGUAUCUAAACUUUUGAACAUGAUUCCAAACUCGUUACUAGCUGAACGAAGCCUUUUCAUCAGUCUGGACAGUUUGCAGUCUGCUUCUUCAACUAGAUACAAUGCCGACUUCCCAGAUUAUGGAAGUUAUGCUUGCUCUCCUGAUGAAUUAGAAGGAGUUUGUAUCGACAUUCCAAAUGUUAGAAUAUUUAGUUCUUCAGCAAAUGAUAUGUGCUCAUCAUGGUUGAGAGUGCUCAUAGGUAAGGAGCUUGCCAAGAGAUUCAUUUUUCUUAAGGAAUAUUGGGAUGGAGCAGAAGAAGUAAUCUCUCUGUUGGCCCAAUGUGGCUUGCUUGAUGGAGAAAAUGGGAUGUCCUCUCAGAAUGGAUCCUUGCAUCACUCGGCCAUUCUGGAUUCUGCAGAUGUUGGAGUAAUGCACCCAAAUACUUUGCAGGCCUUCCAUAAACUUCUUGUGCAUUACUCAGCGCAAAAUAACUUGUCAUAUUUCUUAGACCUUUAUCUUGAUCAUCACAAGUUGGCCUUGGACAAUGAGUCUAUCAGUGCAUUACUGGAAGCGACAGGGGAUCAUCAAUGGGCAAAAUGGUUGCUCUUUUCCAGGAUUAAAGGGCACGAAUAUGAUGCAUCAUUUUUUAAUGCCCGUGCACUUCUAGUGCGUGAUGUAGUCUCUGACGGUAGCCUCCCUGUAUUGGAGGCUAAUGAAAUAAUUUCUACUGUUGAUGAUAUUGCUGAAGCUGGAUGGUUAAUGGCAGCUCUGGCCACAUUAAUGUUUGCUCCCUUGCCUAUACAAAGCUGCCUGAGCAGUGGAAGUGUGAAGAGGAGCUGUAACUCUUUCCAGUGUACACUCGAAAAUCUGAGGCCGGCCCUCCAAAAGUUCCCUACCCUAUGGCGCACACUUGUGGCAUCCUGUUUAGGACACGAUACUACUCAGAGCUUCUGGGGUCUUAAAGGGAGGAAUGCUUUAUCGGCGUAUAUCAACUGGCGGGAUAGUGUCUUUUAUUCUUCUGGUCACGAUACUUCACUUAUGCAAAUGCUGCCUUCCUGGUUUCCGAAAAGUUUGCGGAGAUUAAUUCAACUUUUUGUCCAGGGUCCACUGGGAUGGCAGUCAAUGACAAGUCUGACAGCUGAAGAAGCUUAUCUGCAGCGUGAUAUAGAAUUUCUUAUGAAUGUCCAGGAAUACUCUGAGAUUAGUGCAGUGUCCUGGGAAGCCGCAAUCCUGAAACAGAUUGAACAGGAAUUGUAUCCUUCUUCCAUAGAGGAAACUGGACUUGCUCUGGAGCAGCACUUGCACCGAGGACGGGCGCUGGCUGCCUUUAACCAACUUCUUGGUUCUAGGGUCCAAAAGCUGAAAUCUGACGGCCUUGACAAAGGACAACCUAGUGCAUUGCUUCGUGGACAAGCAACCGUCCAAUCAGAUGUGCAAGCACUGCUUUCCUCAUUAACACUAAACGAAGAAUCUGUUCUUUCCUCGGUUGUGCCCCUGGCUAUUACCCAUUAUCAAGACUAUGUGCUGGUUGCUUCAUGUGCUUUACUGCUGGAGAUUUGUGGUUUAUCUGCUAGUAUGCUUCGUGUUGACGUUGCUGCGUUGAGACGAAUACAUUCCUUCUAUAGAUCCAAUCAAAUUAUGCAACAAAACCAACUCUUGUCCAAUAGUACCACCCUGCAUACUGCUUCUAGUGAAGUAACGGUUGCAGAUUCUGUUGCUCAAGCUCUCGCAGAUUAUUACCUUCACCAGAGUGGAAGUGUAAAUAAACAGGAGGAUUUUCAGAAGCCUAUUACAAAUCACCAUCCUCCAACUCUAUUGCUUGUCCUUCAGCAUCUUGAGAAGGCUAGUCUUCUAGUGUAUGCUGGUGAAAAAACAUGCGGGUCAUGGUUGUUAAGUGGCGAUGGCGACGGAAAUGAAUUAAGAUCUCAACAGAAGGCUGCAAGCCAGCACUGGAAUUUAGUUACUCUUUUUUGCCAGAUGCACCAGAUUCCUUUAAGCACUGUGUACCUCGCUUUCUUAGCAAGAGACAAUGACUGGGUUGGAUUUCUCUCAGAGGCGCAGGUUGGUGGUUAUCCUUUUGAUUUGGUGGUUCAAGUGGCAGCAACAGAGUUUACCGAUCCACGUCUUAGGACUCACAUAUUAACAGUCUUGAGAGGCAUGCAGUGGAGGAAGAAGGCUUCCUUGUCUUCUAGUUCAGAUUCUCCAAAAGGCAGGACUGAAUUUUCCCAUUCAGAUCAAACUUUUGGUACAUCUGCAGAACUAUUUCAAAUAUUAGCUCAGUGUGAGAAACAAAAAGAACAAGGAAUGGCACUUCUUUUGAAGGCAAAAGAGUUGAGCUGGUCUUUGUUGGCUGUGGUUGCUUCAUGUUUCUCUGAUGUCGCUCCAUUAUCUUGCUUAACUGUGUGGCUUGAAAUUACUGCUGCCAGGGAGAUCUCUUCAAUCAGAGAAAAUGAAAUUGCUUCUCAGAUAGCAAGCAAUGUUGUAGCCGCUGUAGAGGCUUCAAAUUCCCUGCCAGCUGGUGAUAGAGUUUCAACUUUCCAUUAUAACCGGAAAAGUCCAAAGCGUCGACGGCUCAUGAAUGAUAUGCCAGAGGACUUCUCUUCUGCCACUAUGAAUUGCACCGUAAAUGAUCAUGCAAAAUUACUUGUUGAAGAGUUGAAGGAAUCAGGAACUACGGAUGAUAUCAAAUUGGUGAAGAAUUCAGAUGACUGGUCCACGUCUUUGCCAAAACUGGUUGCCGUGCUUUGUCAACAAAAUCAGUUCCUUCCUUUGCUAAGAUCUUUUGAAAUGUUUCUACCCUCUUGUCCUUUGUUACCGUUCAUCCGUGCUCUUCAGGCAUUUUCUCAGAUGCGUCUAUCUGAAGCUUCAGCACAUUUGGGGAUGUUUUCAACCAGUAAGGAGGAGGCAUCAUGGAUAAGCUCAACUGCAGUGAAAGCUGCUGAUGCUAUUCUUUCGACAUGCCCAUCCCCUUAUGAAAAAAGAUGCUUACUACAGCUUCUUGCUUCAACUGACUUCGCUGAUGGAGGAUCUGCUGCUGCAUGUUAUCGACGUCUGUACUGGAAAAUCAAUUUAGCGGAGCCUGUGCUAAGGAAGCAUGAGGAUCUUCAAUUAGGAAAUGAGACUCUGGAUGAUGCUUCUCUCUUAUCCACACUUGAAAAUAAUGGCUACUGGGAACAAGCCCGCAACUGGGCUCGUCAGUUGGAGGCCAGUGGUGCACCAUGGAAGUCUGCAGCUCACCAUGUUACUGAGAGACAGGCGGAGUCGAUGGUUGCAGAGUGGAAGGAAUUUCUGUGGGAUGUACCUGAAGAAAGAGUUGCUUUAUGGCGUCAUUGUCAAAACCUGUUCAUUAGAUAUUCAUUUCCUGCUUUACAGGCAGGAUUGUUCUUUCUCAAACAUGCAGAGGCUGUGGAGAAAGAACUUCCACCGAGAGAGCUACAUGAUAUGUUACUACUUUCUCUACAAUGGUUAAGUGGGAUAAUUACACAAUCUAUUCCUGUAUGUCCUCUUCAUCUAUUACGAGAAAUUGAGACCCGGGUUUGGCUUCUAGCUGUAAAAUCUGAAGCUGAAAUAAAAGGAGAACGAGUUUCCAAUUUUACCAGAUCUAGUCAAGAUCAGACGUCCGGAAAUAGUGCCAACAUCGUAGACCAAACUGCAGAUGUUGUCACGAAAAUGGAUAGCCACAUAAAUACUCUGAAGACUAGGGCUUCUGAGAAAGGAGAUGUUAAAGAAAAUAAUAAUUUGCACUACAAGAGCUCGCAAACACGGGAUGCUGGCAUAUCAGCUGCAACUGGGAGCGCGAAGAUUAAACGGAAGAAUAAACCAUAUGGUUCCUCGCGAAGGUCUAUGGUUGACAUCAUUGACAGGAGUACAGAUGCUGAUGACAGUUCUCUCCCUGCUUUGAACUUUAUAUAUGACUUACAAGAUGAAAACCUGGGAAUUGAUGCAUCAUUUUCAAGUUGGGACGAAAGAAUUGGACCAGCAGAGCUUGAAACGGCUGUUCUUUCUUUAUUGGAAUUCGGACAAAUAACUGCUGCCAAGCAACUGCAACAUAAGCUUUCAUCUGGACAUGUGCCUGUUGAGUUGACAAUUGUAGAUGCUGCCCUAAAAUUUGCGGAACUGUCAACUCCACUGAAGAAGCAAUUCUUAUCAAUGCUGGAUGAGGAUAUGCAUUCUCUUAUUCAGUCAUAUAACUUGCCAACUGAAGAUCAUCUCUUUGAUCCACUCCAGGUACUAGAGAGCUUAUCUGUCAUAUUAACUGAAGGUACUGGACGUGGACUUUGCAAGAGAAUCAUUGCAGUUGUGAAGGCUGCUAACAUCUUGGGUGUUUCAUUUGUGGAAGCCUUUGAGAAGCAGCCCACGGAUUUGUUACAGUUGCUUUCUCUUAAAGCACAAGAUUCUUUUGAUGAAGCAAUACUUUUGGUACAAUCUCAUCCCAUACCAGCGACUAGUAUUGCAAAAAUUCUGGCAGAAUCCUUCUUGAAGGGUUUGUUAGCAGCACAUCGUGGUGGAUACAUUGAUUCUCAGAAGGAAGAAGGGCCUGCCCCUUUGCUGUGGAGAUUUUCAGACUUCCUAAAGUGGGCUGAUCUGUGUCCCUCGGAACAAGAGAUGGGGCAUGCUUUGAUGCGAUUAGUAAUUACAGGACAAGAAAUUCCGCAUGCCUGCGAGGUAGAACUUCUUAUUCUGUCGCACCACUUCUACCACUCAUCAGCUUGUCUAGACGGGGUCGAUGUUCUUGUAGCCCUUGCGGCAACAAGGGUUGAGACUUAUGUUUCUGAGGGUGAAUUUUCUUGUUUGGCUCGUCUAAUAACUGGAGUGGGAAACUUCCAUGGACUGAAUUUUAUACUCGGCAUUCUUAUUGAAAAUGGACAACUGGAGCUUCUUCUUCAAAAGUAUUCUGCAGCUGCUGAUGCAAAUACUGCAGUCGCUGAAACUGUCAGAGGAUUCCGCAUGGCUGUAGUUACAGCAUUAAAGCAUUUUAACCCCAAUGAUCAUGACGGUUUAGCCAUGGUUUAUAAACACUUCGACUUGAAGCACGAAACAGCUUCUUUAUUGGAGUCACGAGCUGAGCAGUCUUACCAGCGGUGGUUCCUUCGCCGCAACAAGGAUCACAAUGAAGAUCUCCUUGAAUCAAUGCACUUUUACAUUGAAGCUGCAGAAGUCUAUUCCUCCAUUGAUGCGGGCAAUAAAACACGCUCUGCUUGUGCUCAGGCUUCCCUUGUGUCCCUUCAAAUCCGAAUGCCUGAUACCCAGUGGUUAAAUUUAUCUGAAACCAGUGCUCGCAGAUUACUGAUUGAGCAGACACGAUUCCAGGAAGCAUUAAUUGUGGCUGAAGCUUAUAAUAUUAAUCAACCUAGUGAGUGGACACCGGUGUUAUGGAACCAGAUGCUAAAACCAGAAAUCGUAGAGCAAUUUGUGGCUGAAUUUGUGGCUGUGCUUCCUCUACAGAAUUUUGUACUUGUGGAAUUGGCAAAAUUUUACAGAUCGGAGAUGGUAGCAAGGGUAGACCAGUCCAAUUUUUCAGCCUGGCUCACAGGAGGAGGUUUACCUGCUGAAUGGUCUAAGUAUAUGGGAAGGUCAUUUCGCUGUUUGCUUAAAAGAACAAGAGAUUUGAGGUUCCGUUUGCAGAUGGCUUCCAUUGCAACUGGGUUUAAUGAUGUGAUUGAUGCAUGUAACAGAACCUUUGACAAGGUUCCUGAAAAUGUUGGACCACUUGUGCUGAGAAAAGGGCACGGUGGGGCAUAUCUCCCAUUGACGUAGGAUGGGAAAUUGAACAAAAAGAAGAGUUCAAGGUCUUUGAUUCUGAAAUCUCUGGUUACCUGUGCUGCAGAAAUGUGUGGGCCCAUCUCCUGACAAUGUAUAUGGAAAUCGUUGAAGGCGGACGUGUCAGCGUUGACGACGAUGAUGCAAACUCUGUUGAUAACGUUCGGUGUUGGUGUGCUGUCCUCUAGAGUUCAUAUGUUUGGUAUUCAGGUUAUUCGGCAUGAAAACAAUUUUGUCCACGACUUAGUAGUGGACAUUCUGAGUGUAGAAAAUUAGGUUUAGGUACAAAGCUUAUUGGUUUUCCCGGCAAGCAUUCGGCGGAGGCCCAUGCUCAUCAUUUGAAGUGAUUUUUUGUGAGGUAUGCUGAGUCUCAAAUUUUGUAGGACAAAGAUAUAUCAUUCUUUCGAAAGGAAAUGUAAAAUCUGUAAAUAUCAGUCCUCAAACAAGAGGACAGUUGAGUAAUACAGUGGAGCUCGAAUUUACCGACUCAAGAAGUAAUUUAAUUCUGUAGAGAUCUGAAAGUUCUAGAUAUGUUAUGUACAAGUUAUUCGUGCUGCC
Spinacia oleracea (spinach) is the source of this 10390-nucleotide messenger RNA. RefSeq lists its product as uncharacterized. The transcript has 26 exons. The record is from RefSeq and is a predicted model, not a curated record. NCBI's taxonomy places the organism in Eukaryota, Viridiplantae, Streptophyta, Magnoliopsida, Caryophyllales, Amaranthaceae. Gene Ontology annotation, cellular component: cytoplasm. The coding region runs from base 311 to 9829 and encodes 3172 amino acids.